This is a messenger RNA of Drosophila rhopaloa, 4611 nucleotides long. RefSeq lists its product as uncharacterized. NCBI's taxonomy places the organism in Eukaryota, Metazoa, Arthropoda, Insecta, Diptera, Drosophilidae. Bases 791 to 2509 code for a protein of 572 amino acids. The transcript has a single exon. The record is from RefSeq and is a predicted model, not a curated record.
AAAUUCACUGAAACCCUUUUAGUAACGUUGUUAAAGUUAAAAUGCUGUUAGAUUUUGAGGAAUUUUGCAGCUAAACAAAGAAAUUAAAUAAAAUGUUAAAUCUAUGGUACUGUUGAAGUUAAGGUGUUACAUAUAGUGAACCAGCAUUUUCACAGACCAGGAUAGGCCAUAAAACCUGUUGCCUCAGCCAUAAUUAAAGUUCAAACUCACGGCUGCCCAUUAAUGCCAAAAACAUAAUGCCCGGGCAUCAAUUAAAAAUGUAUAAUUGAAUGCAACAAUUACAAUUGGCGGAGUCGGCCGAAAGAACUGCACGACCUCGACAUGCAAAAGCCGAAAGCCAGCCGCUCUCCGGUGGACGUUGCCCCGAAAGAGAGCCGGCUGAGAGCUUGUGUAAGCCAAGUGGAACGUAAGAGAGACUGGUCUUAGCGGCUUUUACUGUUAGCCGGCCCUCGCUAGCGAUCGCGCUAGCAGCUGACUUCAGUCUGCCGCUCGCUUGGCUACGAGGCGGACGCACUUGCUCCACACUGCUCUCCAGUCUCCCCAGCUGGAAACCCGUUCGCGACCGUCGCGCAUGCCCCGUGUGUUUCGUAAUUGCGAUCGCGCCGUGUCCCAGUUUCUUGGCGUUCGCUUUUCAUUUCGUUGCGGUGGAAUCGCUCGACUGUUGUGUUGGCCAACCGAAAUGCCUCAUUGAGUUGUGGCCCAAGCCGACAAACCAAAGCAAGCGGCCAAGUGAUGUGCAAUCGACUCGACCCGCCGCCAGGAUUUAGUUUGGGAUUAAGACAACAACAGCAUGAGAUCGCAUGUGGCCGUUUACAGGGCGCCAGAAACAGCACCACCACCCAACUACGCUCCGCUGCGAUACCAUCAGCAUCAGUUGAACCAUUGGCCGGGAAGCCAGCAACAGCAACAGCAGCAGCAGCCUGCUCCAGCUCCUGCCUACCGACUGCAUCAUGGCCCGCCGGCUGCGCCACCACCCAAUUGGGCAGCGCAAUCGUCUGGCCCACCACCUCAACCUGGUGGCUAUGGAGUGGUCAACCAGCAGCGGAUCAAUGAGUGCGCCGGCAUACCACUCAUCUCAAAUGCUUCCAGUCAUUUGUCGCCUGCCCAGCGCCAGAGAUUGCUGAGGAAAUCCACUACGAAAACAUGUCCAUCAUGGCCACCUGGUGGGGCCACCAUGUCCCAGCUGGCUGUGCAUGCCCAGGGCAUGCCGCUGCUCCAGCAGAAUGGCAAGCAACAUCUCCAACAGCAGCAGCUGCAGCACCAUCAACCACAUCAUCACCAUCAUCCUGUUCCGACCAACUGGAGUGCCUAUCAGACGAUGAGCAGUCAGGCAGGAUUUAAGUUGGCGGACAAAUCCCGAGCCCUUCGGUACCAGAACUCUGCACCACCCGUUCUCAGCAGUCAGGAGAAGCCGGCAAAUAAUGCUUCCAGCCAGGAUCAGGCCCCUUCUCCUGCAGAGACUUGUCUGCCCAGGAUUAUCAAACCGAGAAAGCGGCGCAAAAAGGAUCGCAAGCCGGGCAAUGGCGUGCUACUUAAAAUGGAAUCCGAUAUGCAGCCCAAGAUUACCAGCCCACGAGAAGGUUAUCCCUCGGGAGGAGGAGGCGGAUCUUACCACCUGCCACCUGGAAUACUGCAGCAUGAUCACACGCACGGAGUGUGCUUUUGUCGAGAGUGUGACCCACUGCGUUCCCUGUGGGAUUAUCCACUCCGGCGAUCGCUUUCCGAUGCCUCAUCCAGCGAACAAGGAGGCGGCAGUAGGGAGUCCUCUUCCUCCACCUCAUCCACGCACUCGGACAGCUCCUGCGAUAGCUCCAUUUGCAGCCAGAGCCUGCCCAGCUCAUCGGCUUUGCGGGAGGAGACCACAGAGGAGUUUGCUCCCAUCACCGGCGACAGCAGUCGGGCGGAAAUUGUGGGUGUUAUCGGAUCCCAGCGCAGUCAUCCGAGUGCUGUGACCACGCCCUCUCAGUGCAUGAGCGAUGACUCCGGCUACGGCGACAUCCUGAGUGGUAUUAACAUAGCCAACGAUCUGUUUGGCAAUUGCUUCAGAGGCGGUAAACUGGGCCACGCCUCCCCGUCGAUUUCCGCCCAGGCGGAGACGCUGCUGGAUGAGAGCCUCAAUGAGAUAUCGCGCAAGCUGAUCGAGACAUGCAAUGCGGCCGAUCAGGCCGGAUCGGGAUCGGGAGCAGCCAGUGACAGCGGAUUGGAUAGCGCUGGCAGCCACAACUGCGAAUCGGGCCUCGUCUUUAACUUUGAGCAUUUGAAUCUGACGGAUGUGACGCCCACAGCCUUGGAUUUUCUUGUGGACUGCAACAACAACAAUAGCAGCAACGGCAACGGCAACAGUUUGGGCUUAAUGUGGCGCGGGGGAAGGCAGCCAAGUGGAGGUGGCAGCCACGAUGACAGCCAAGUGGCAGCUGCCAAACUGGGCCCAGACAGCCGGGCCACACCCACCAGGCUGAUACUGGGCACGGUGGGUAAGCUGAAGCCAGCGUUUUCCACCAUCUCGUGACGACGACGCCAGUGGAAAACUAAUCAAAAAUCCAUAGGCAAGAAAAAUGAGAAACGACGAGAUAUCGCAGCCCAGAAAGUGGCUCAUUUUGCGACGAUUUGGAGAAACGUGAGACGAGAUAACGAUGCGUGGGCGGUUUGGGAUUGGGAAAUGUAAAUCUCCUGAAAGCAUUUUUAAAUUUCUACCCAACCCAAGUUGCGCAACUCCAACGAUCACAGCGAAGAAAGAAGAAAACCCAUUAAAUGGAUAUAACGCACAUGUGAGACGAUCAUCACAUCAUCAUCACCAUCAUCAUCGACAUCGCGAUCAGAGCGAAAAACAAAAGGCCAACGAGUUGACCAAAUGGGCCCUGGCAGGCAGUUGGAUACGAUCCCCGGCUAAAUGGAAACUUAUGAAGACAGGCCGGGACUGGAAACCUUGUACAUACCACAUACACACUCUGACUACGAAUCCAAAUCCGAAUCCGACUUCCACUUCAACUUUCACUUUCACUGCGGCGGCGACGGCGACGGCGUUUUGUAUAUCUUUAUUUUUUAAGACAUUUUUCUUUUCUUUUUCUUUUUGCCAAGACCACAGAUCCACAGAUGACGGAGCUGCGGGUGGGGGUUACGGGAAGGGUGCGACUCUUAUGCAGAUUUUGUGGCGCAAAAAGAAGAAGAAACUGUAGAAAUCGUAUAGAGAUACGAUGUGAACCCUAAAGAUACUUUAAUCAUACCCAUAUCUAUAUCUACUUUUUACAUACAUUUAAUUGUUGUUGUUAUUUGUGCAUUAACGUUACCCCAUAGGGUCAAAAAUCAGUCCAAUCUUACUCCCCGAGAUCUGGAAUUUUUUUUUUAGGGAGGGCCGUGUGUUAACUUUUAUCUUUGAGCUUAAGCAACGUUCCUACAUAUUAGUUGUGUAUCUCUAUCGUUUUUGGGUUCUAUUUAAUGUUAUUUGAUUAGUUGGUUUGGUUUUUAUAUAGUCCGUAAUCGAUGCGCUACAACGUGAACUUUUAUAGUUGAUAAGUUUGGCUAAGGCCUAAGUUAUCCUUAGAUUGGGGGAAUAGAAAGGAUCUCUAAAGGUUUCAUUAAAGUCUUAAAUGAUUUCGCAAUGCUAUUUUCAAAUCUAUGCACAAUGCGUUUCAAAAAGAUAAGGUAUUUGAGCUAAGCAUCGAAGGCAUACAAAAAAAAUAUAGUUUUUAUUCAAUUUUAAAAAUUAAAAAAAAAAGUAGUAUUCGAUUUAUGCAGUUUUUAAAAACUCCAAUUAAAAUUUUCUGAAAAUCCUUAGUGAUUAAUAAGCACAAGAAUCAUUUUCGUUUGAACAAAUGUAACAAACAAUUGCCUUACAGUUUUGAAAAGCAUUGUGUACCCCUGAAUUGUGAACUCAUUCGAUUGAAUAUUCAUAAAUUUAAAGCGAGAGUUUAAUUCUUUGAGGCAAUUAUUCAUGGGCGAUCGGUAUCAUAUCAUGUUAUAUGUUCAAAUUAAGAUUCACAUUUCCGACUUCUCUGCAAGUUGAGGCACAUAAAACAGCCGAAAGAAUUUCUGGUGCACAAUUAAUUCCGACUGAGAUCACCAAGCAUAAAAUCUAAAUCUGAAAAUCGAGAGCAGCCCUAGUUACCUGCUUAGCUGUUGUAGUUGGCGAGUAAAAGUUUUCGCCUUUUUUUAAUUAAAAGAAACUCACGAACGCGCAGCGCGCCUCAGAAAUUGCUUGAAGUUUUCCGCUCUGCUCGACUCCGGCCCGACUUGGCUUGAAUUAACUUGGCUCGAAUCGUGUUGGCUGAGAGUCGCCGUCGGUCUCAGCAUCGCGCCGUUGGAAAAUGUCACAGAUUUUCCAUUGGCAGGUUCCGGCAGACAGUUUGUGUUACCAUUCCCCAGAUAGAAAUUACCACUCGAAGCUAAUUUAUUUAAUUAAUAUUUUCACUAGUUCGUAUUGUGCUCCCUCGUAUUAUUGUAGUGUUUGUUUGUUCGUAAGCAUCGUUUUUGCACAAAUAACAAUCCUAUAGUUAACCCAUCAAUACCACACUACACUACAUUUGUAACCCACACAAAAGAACACAAUAUUUAUUUUGAUUAAGCCCGAACGAGAACUCAAUAAAAAGUGUAAACAAAAAUGUCAAACAAAAA